Messenger RNA from Rhagoletis zephyria (snowberry fruit fly), 833 nucleotides. RefSeq names its product homeobox protein abdominal-A-like. Gene Ontology annotation, cellular component: nucleus. Lineage: Eukaryota; Metazoa; Arthropoda; Insecta; Diptera; Tephritidae. Gene Ontology annotation, molecular function: RNA polymerase II cis-regulatory region sequence-specific DNA binding; DNA-binding transcription factor activity, RNA polymerase II-specific. Gene Ontology annotation, biological process: negative regulation of transcription by RNA polymerase II; anterior/posterior pattern specification. The record is from RefSeq and is a predicted model, not a curated record.
GUCCUAAUGGUUGUCCGCGCCGGCGCGGUCGUCAAACUUACACACGCUUCCAAACUCUUGAAUUGGAGAAAGAGUUCCACUUCAAUCACUACUUAACACGCCGGCGAAGAAUCGAAAUAGCUCAUGCGCUUUGUCUCACUGAACGUCAGAUAAAGAUCUGGUUCCAGAAUCGGCGAAUGAAGUUGAAGAAGGAACUACGCGCAGUCAAAGAAAUUAACGAACAGGCCCGACGCGAUCGCGAGGAACAAGAAAAGAUGAAAGCUCAAGAGUCCAUGAAAUCCGCCCAACAAAAUGCCAAUAAACAGGUGCAACAGCAGCAGCAGCAGCAACAACAACAGCAGCAGCACCAGCAACAGCAGCAACAAGAUCAUCACUCCAUCAUUGCACACAAUCCAGGACAUUUGCAUCAUUCAGUGAUCGGACAGAAUGACCUGAAACUGGGUUUGGGCAUGGGUGUUGGUGUCGGCGCGGGUGUUGGCGUGGGCGCUGGUAUUGGCAGCAAUUUGGGCAUGAUGAGCGCGCUGGACAAGAGCAAUCACGACCUGCUCAAGGCCGUCAGUAAGGUAACUUCGUAAAUGCAUCAGCGGCAGCAGCAACAGCUAUGCAGCAGUGCAGUGAUUGAACAGGCGGCAGCAAUGGGCCGUCGCUUCCCAGUUGACCACUGAUUUAAGCUUGAUAAGAAGGCAGGAAAACAAAACGAAAGAUGAUAACUUAAAUACGUAAACACUUUACAUAGUAAAUUAGUAACAUAAGUCUACCAACUACCGUACAUACAUAUUUACUUAGUAAUUUAAAAUACAUUAAAAUCGUAUAUAUGUAUAUACAUAUACAAG